CUGUCUAGCUUCACCCGAAUGUUGGCUCUAGAAGAUUUUAUUCUGCUGGCCAGUGGAACAGAGUCAGUAGAAAAUGACACUUUCAAAACUCUGAGUACCUUGAAGACCUUGGAACUCUGGAAAAAUAAGUUAAGACGAGUCCCCAGGGUUCUGCCAGCCAGUCUUGAAGUGUUAAAACUAAAUGAGAAUUCAAUAAAUGUCCUACACGGAUCUGAUUUUGAAGGACUGAAGAAAUUAAAAAUCCUUGAACUUAAAAACAAUCUGAUCUCUUCUCUCUCUCCCAGCACACUCUCUUCUUUGAUCAGUUUGCAGAGUUUGAUGUUGGAUGGCAACAUUAUCGAAUCUGUAGCUGGACCACUGGUACUUCCCCACCUGAAAAGUAUGAGCCUGGAGAAUAAUAAACUGCAUCUUAUACCAGCUAGCUUCUUUGCUUCUCUUCAGGCUUUGCAAUUUCUCAGUGUCAGUGGUAAUUUUCUGACUAAAAUUCCUAUUAAUCUGCCCAAAUCCCUGCUCUCUUUAAAAAUGGAGAGAAACCAGCUCAAAGUGGUAAGGUUUCGAGACAUGAGACACUUGGAGAAUCUUUCCCACCUUUAUCUGUCAGAAAACUCACUCUCCUCCAUUGAUGGGGCACAGAUCCUUGCCAAUUUAACUACUCUUGAGUUGUCCCAAAACCAGGUUCAAACGUUGCCCCUUAAACUACCAGCAAGGCUACAAAAACUAGAUAUUAGCAAUAAUCUGAUUCAGAGAGUUACAGCCCAAGACUUCCAGGACCUCCGAGACCUGAAACACUUGUUUCUGGACAACAACAUUGUCAGCUUGUUCGAAGCUGGAGCCCUGCAGAUGUGUUCCCAGCUCUCCAACCUGGCCCUGGAACAGAACCUGCUGUUGUCUAUACCUCUAAGGCUUCCAGGGACCUUAGCCAGGCUGGACCUCAAAGGCAAUGCCAUCCAGGAUAUUACUGAGAGGGACCUCAAGGAUCUGAAGCAGCUUCAGGUUCUAAACCUUAGGAAUAACAAGAUUUCUGCCUUAGACCUCAAAGCCUUGGAGGGGUUGCCUCGCCUCAGACAUCUGUAUCUGGAUGGAAAUCCGUGGAAUUGUACCUGUAGUCUCAUAAGAGCGAGGGAGAUCCUGAAGGCCAAGGGCACAGAUGUGAAGGGGGGACAAUGUGCUGCACCAGCAGAACGACAAGGGGAAAGCUGGAUGUCCUCCAAGAAGAUCAUGAGACAAUGUGAGCAUCAACUACAUCUAACCGAGAAAAACAAAGAAACCAAAAAGAAAUCAAAACCAGAAGAGCACUCCAGCAUCAGAAUCAACAUGGAUGAUGAUUAUUAUGAUUAUGAAAUAGAUUAAGUAUGAGCUUUGCCUACAGGUUAGAAAAAAAUUUUUUUCUAAUAGACUUCAUUUUAGAGCAAUUUUAGGUUCAUAGCGUAGUUGAGACCAAGAUAUAGAGAGUUCCCAUAUACCCCCUAUCUCCACACAUGUAUAGACUCCCCCAUUGCAAAAUCCCCCUUCAAAGUGGAACAUUUAUUACAAUUGAUGAACCUACAUUGACACAUCAUCAUCAACUGAAGUCCAUAGUUUACGUGAGGGUUCACUCUUGGAGGCAUACAUUCUGGGGACCUGGACAAAUGUAUGACAACAUGUGUCCAUCAUAAGAGUGGCAGAGUAGUUUCACUGACUUAAAAAUGCUCUGUGCUCCAGAUGAAGUUUUAUAGCGUUCAAUCUCUUAAGCAGAAAUAUACAAUAAAUUUAGAUACGCAAGAGUCUUUUUUGUAAGUUUUUUUUUUUUUAAAAGAAUGAAAUCAGAGGGGCACCUGGGUGGCUCAGUCAGUUAAGCGUCUGACUUAGCUCAGGUCAUGAUCUCACGGUCCGUGAGUUCGAGCCCCGUGUGGGGCUCUGUGCUGAGGCUCAGAGCCUGUGCUCAGAGCUUGGAGCCUGCUUUGGAUUCUGUGUCUCCCUCUCUUUCUGACCCUCCCCCAUUCAUGCUCUGUCUCUCUCUGUCUCAAAAAUAAAUAAACA
Messenger RNA from Panthera uncia (snow leopard), 2019 nucleotides. RefSeq names its product nephrocan-like. NCBI's taxonomy places the organism in Eukaryota, Metazoa, Chordata, Mammalia, Carnivora, Felidae. The annotation marks the transcript as partial. Gene Ontology annotation, molecular function: protein binding. The record is from RefSeq and is a predicted model, not a curated record. The transcript has 2 exons.